AUGGCCUGGUUGAAAAAUGUCAAGGCUAAGGCAAAAGAUGGGUCACGGGAAAAGUCCUUUUUUUCUUUUUUCAAGACAUUCCUUCAGUUGUUGAGAUUGAGGCUGCUGAAGCUGACGUAUCAAGCAGCAGUGAACAGGAGGAUGUUGCAGAUCAUGUUACUGCGCCAGAAGAAAAUGGGCAAGCUGCAAAUUCAAACAUUCUGUAACAUCAAGCGCAAAGGACGUCCAGCAAAAAGGAAACAACAACUGUUUCAACAACGCAAACGUACAUUUGAAAAACUGCGUCCGUCUGCGCAAGAUCAACUCAGACUCUCAUGGGUUUUAUCUGAAGAAACAGCUAAAAACUGUGUUCAGACGGAUUGCAUAGCAUCAAUUAACGACGUUAAAGUAAUAAUUGAUCCAAGAUGCCCAGAUGACCGUGCUAAUAUGUCCACCUUGAAACAAUGUUUUUCCAAUGAAGCUUGGACAAAAUUAUUAAAAAAUAAGAUGUGGUCAAUUGGAGAAAAUUUGUAUGUUUGUGUUGUUUGUGGACAUCACUCUGGAAGAGACAACCAAACUCGUACUUCGUGGGUGCAGUGUGAUGGCUGCAUAAACUGUUCAUGUGUUGAAAUGAAAAGGCUACCGAAAGGGUCAUAG
Molecule: messenger RNA, 636 nt
Organism: Helobdella robusta
Lineage: Eukaryota; Metazoa; Annelida; Clitellata; Rhynchobdellida; Glossiphoniidae
Exons: 3
Coding region: 1-636 (211 amino acids)
Source: RefSeq, a predicted model, not a curated record